AGAGAGGAAAAGCCUGGGAGAGUCUGAGAUUGAAGCCUCUCCCAUUCUCUGUAAUCCGAGGCUAAUCCAGAUCCCACCCAAAGGGCUAGAUUUUGCUGGAACGCAAGUUUUCUGCAAUUCUGGUUAGUGGCAACGGGUCUGAAUUUCCUUGGACAAUGGGGGUUAUGUCAAGGCGGGUUGUGCCUGCCUGCGGUAACCUCUGUUUCUUCUGUCCAUCACUCCGGCCGAGGUCUAGGCAGCCGGUGAAACGGUAUAAGAAGCUUCUUGCAGAUAUAUUUCCUCGAUCUCAGGAUGCAGAACCAAAUGAAAGGAAAAUCGGGAAGCUUUGUGAAUAUGCCUCAAAAAAUGCAUUACGAAUUCCAAAGAUUACUGAUUACCUAGAGCAGAGAUGUUACAAGGAUUUGAGGAAUGGGCACUUUGGAUCUGCAAAAGUUGUGUUGUGCAUUUAUAGGAAAUUGCUAUCUUCAUGUAAGGAGCAGAUGCCUUUUUAUGCUAGUAGUUUGUUGGGGAUAGUUCGGAUUCUUUUGGAACAAACUCGACAUGAUGAGAUGCGGAUUUUGGGUUGCAGUACUCUUGUUGACUUUAUAAAUAGCCAGAUGGAUGGUACAUACAUGUUCAACUUAGAAGGCCUCAUUCCUAAGCUUUGUCAACUGGCUCAAGAGCCUGGAGAAGAUGAAAGAGCUCUAUCUUUACGGUCAGCCGGACUGCAGGCUCUAGCCUUCAUGGUAUGGUUCAUGGGCGAGCACUCCCAUAUUUCAAUGGACUUUGACAAUAUUAUAUCAGUGACUUUGGAGAAUUAUAUGGAUACCGAAAUGAAAGCAGAAACCACAGAUGAAGACAAACAUCAUUCUCAAAAUCAGGAUCAGUGGGUUCAAGGAAUUCUUAAAACAGAGGAAAAUGGCUCCUCCUUCCCAGAUAUCAGUAAGAAGGUUCCUUCCUUACCGAACCACAUUAAAGCCAAACCCGAAUUGGACUCCACAGCGGAUACUUCCAAAAGCCCCUGUUACUGGUCUAGGGUUUGCCUGCAUAAUAUGGCCAUAUUGUCCAAGGAAGCUACGACAGUGCGGCGUGUUCUUGAACCUUUUUUUCAUAAUUUUGAUGCUGAAAACUAUUGGUCCUCUGAAAAAGGGCUUGCCUAUUCUGUGUUAAUGUAUUUGCAAUCGCUGUUGGAGGAAUCAGGAGAUAACUCCCAUCUUUUAUUAUCUAUUUUGGUCAAGCACUUGGAUCACAAGAAUGUUGUCAAACAGCCUCAUAUACAGACAGAUAUUGUUAAUGUAACCACACAACUUGCCCAGAAUGCAAAACAACAAACCUCCCUUGCAAUGGUUGGUGCAAUAACCGACCUGAUGAAACAUUUACGUAAAUGCAUGCAAUAUUCAGCUGAAGCAUCGAGCUCCACAGAUGUUACCGAUCAAAGGAACAUGGCUCUACAGUCUGCUUUAGAGAUUUGCAUCUCACAGCUCUCAAAUAAGGUUGGGGAUGUGGGACCCAUUCUUGACAUGAUGGCUGUGGUGCUAGAGAACAUCCCGACUAAUACCAUUGUAGCAAAAACAACAAUUUCUGCUGUUUAUCGAACUGCACAAAUCAUCUCUUCAGUCCCCAACAUAUCAUAUCACAAAAAGGCCUUUCCUGAAGCCCUGUUUCACCAGUUGCUCUUAGCAAUGGCCCACCCAGAUCAUGAAACACGAGUUGGGGCACACCAUGUUUUCUCAACUGUUCUUAUGCCAUCCCUGGCUUGUCCUUGGGUAGAUCAAAAUGGAAUAUCUUCAGAAGCUUUUUCAGGGUUUUCUGCAGUCAAUACAUUGCAGAAAGUAAGCAGCCAAAGUUUCUCCAUUCAGGUUGGUAAAAACGAUACAGAAUCCACAGAUGGAGAACUGAGGGAAGAACGAAGUCAAAUUGCUGAUGUGAAACAAUCUACACUUUCUCCAUCACAUGCUCAAUCAUAUAGUUUUAAGCAUGCUAUGACUGAUGGGAAAAUGGAGUAUACAUCACUUCGAUUGAGUAGUCACCAAGUGAGUCUUUUACUUUCAUCAAUCUGGGUUCAGGCAACAUCUCCAGAAAAUACCCCUGCUAAUUUUGAAGCUAUGGCCCAUACUUACAACAUUGCUUUGUUGUUUACCCGAUCCAAGACAUCCAGUCACGUGGCUCUAGUUCGGUGUUUCCAGCUGGCAUUCUCCCUUAGGAGCAUAUCUCUAGAUCAAGAAGGAGGUCUGCAUGCAUCACGGCGGAGGUCUCUCUUUACCUUGGCAUCUUACAUGCUUAUAUUUUCAGCCAGGGCGGGCAAUCUUCCAGAGCUAAUUCCUAUUGUUAAAGCAUCCUUGACAGAAACAAUAGUUGAUCCUUAUCUCGAAUUAGUCAAAGACAUCAGGCUGAAGGCUGUUUGUAUAGAAUCCAAUGAGAAAGUGGUAUAUGGAUCACAACAAGAUGAAUUAUCUGCAUUGAAGUCUCUUUCAGCAAUAGAACUGGAUGAUCGACAGUUGAAAGAAACUGUGAUAUCCCACUUCAUGACUAAAUACGGAAAAUUGUCGGAGGAUGAGUUAUCCAGCAUGAAAAAACAACUAUUACAGGGAUUUUCACCUGAUGAUGCAUAUCCAUUUGGUGCUCCUUUAUUCAUGGAGACGCCACGACCAUGUUCUCCACUUGCCCAAAUAGAGUUCCAGCCUUUCCGAGAGGCCAUUGCUCCAGAUGCCUUGACAGAUGAAGAAGCCUUUCCUGAAAUAGAUGGGAGUCAGUCAGAUCGCAAAACAUCACUCUCCAUCAACACACUUGACAUUUUAAGCGUUAACCAGCUUUUAGAAUCGGUUUUGGAAACAGCCCGACAAGUUGCAAGCUUCCCAGUCUCCUCUACACCCAUACCGUAUGACCAAAUGAAGAGUCAAUGUGAAGCCCUUGUGACGGGUAAACAACAGAAGAUGUCAGUGCUUCAAAGUUUCAAGCAACAAGAUACAAAAGCAAUUGUUGUCUACGGUGAAAAUGAGCAGAGCAGCCCCUCUACAAAAUCAUUGGAUUUUCUAGAAGAUGAUUUGAAGUUGGUAAACAAAGAGCAUGUUCGAGGACGGGAUCAGCUUCUCCUAUGCUCGCAUGAGUAUGGACAACAGUCUUUCAGACUUCCCCCUUCAAGCCCUUAUGACAAAUUCAUGAAGGCCGCCGGAUGCUAACAGAUCAGCUGUCUAAUACAUCGACCAGAAGAGGUGGGUUCUGCUGGAUUUCUUGAAGAAAAGAUCAAGUUCGUCACUGGUUUUCGAAGUUGCAGUCUUGCAGAGAACUAAGAAGAUGAAGUUUUGUGUAGUCCAUGAUGGGAAAGGAAGAUAAAGUACAGAAGAUGAGUUGAGUGUUGUGUUACAGAGUUUCUAUAAGGCUUGAAUAAUAGUAUAUAUGUUGUUGAGAAGUGGUUGCAAGCAAACCCAACCCCCCACCCCCCCAAAAAAAUCAAAGUAGGAGGGGAAAUGUGAGCGUUAUUGAUUGCAGAAAAUUCAUUGAUUGAAAUUUUAAAAUAUAUAUAUAAAUAGGGAAAUAAGAAAGUUAAGAUAUUUCA
Vitis riparia (riverbank grape) is the source of this 3535-nucleotide messenger RNA. Its product is annotated as protein SEMI-ROLLED LEAF 2. The transcript has 22 exons. Bases 156 to 3158 code for a protein of 1000 amino acids. Lineage: Eukaryota; Viridiplantae; Streptophyta; Magnoliopsida; Vitales; Vitaceae. The record is from RefSeq and is a predicted model, not a curated record.